AUGGCGCAGCACCUCCCGAACUUGCCCUUCGCAGGCCAGCGUUACGUGCAAAAUCACCAUACGUUGUAUAUAUCUCCCUUCGUGGUUGUUCCCAAAUCGCCCGUCCCAGUUCCACGCCACGGGGCCCUCCGGCUACGUAUCUUCGCGAUGACAAUCGAUGACAAGCAAGCCAAGAAAGCCGGCAAAAACGAGCGGACACUCAACGACGCCGCGAGCGACAUUCGGGGUCGGAGUACCCUGGCCGACAUUACCUGGUUCGGGUUUGGCUCAGCUUCCCAAUCCGGCCAGCUAAUUGCAGCUAGUCCCUUGGUCUGGGAACUGUUGACUCUGACUGCCGCUGUCUCGCAUUCGCAUCGCCAACGGGCAGACAGGCUAGACAAGAUCUUUGCAGAUUUGGCUCGGUUGAUGCUGACGGUUGGUUCAUUGGAGACACCAAUCAACCACCGCUGCUUUAGACCGUACCGAACUCCCGGCACAAACUUUAACAGCAGCCCCAUAGCGCCGAAGACCGCAGCUAGCAGAUCGCUGUCCCGGAUUGUUGGGGGGAAGCAUGAGGGUGUGGGCGCCUUGCUUAAUUCUAUUGCGAAUUGGAAACAACAAGACUGCAUUCGACGAUCAUCAAUCUCGGCAGUAGGUGGGCUUGCGGCCGUGGCCAAAGGGGUGUCGUUUUGA
This is a messenger RNA of Sodiomyces alkalinus F11, 672 nucleotides long. RefSeq lists its product as hypothetical. The transcript is spliced from 11 exons. Bases 1 to 672 code for a protein of 223 amino acids. NCBI's taxonomy places the organism in Eukaryota, Fungi, Ascomycota, Sordariomycetes, Glomerellales, Plectosphaerellaceae. The record is from RefSeq and is a predicted model, not a curated record.